AUGCUGUCCGUUAAGGUCCACACCAAUCUUUGCAAUCCAAAGCAAGCCGCUCGGUUAUCUAGAGCUGUGGCACCCUUACUUCACAAUUCUACUCUUGGGUAUUCAACAGGAAUCCAUGUUGGGCUUGUCGCGCCAGUCCAACAUAACGGAGGUUCACGAGCCUUUUCCACGACGCCCGUAACGAACUUUAAGGAUUUCUUCCCAGCAAAGGAGACGGAAAAUAUCCGACGUACGCCUGCAGCAUGGCCUCAUCAUGGCUAUACUGAAGAGGAAAUGCUCAAUGUUGUUCCCGCUCACCGUCCAGCCAAGACCUGGGGAGACUGGGCCGCCUGGAAGUUUAUGCGUUCGUGUAGAUGGGGAAUGGAUUUCUUCACGGGCAUGAAAAAGAAUCAAAAAGUGGACAAAGCGAAUCCGACUACUGCCGUAGAUACGAUCCAACCCCUAACAGAAAGCCAAUGGCUGCUACGAUUCCUAUUUCUCGAGUCCAUUGCCGGUGUCCCUGGAAUGGUUGCGGGAAUGUUGAGGCACCUCCAUAGCAUCCGACGGCUGAAACGAGACAACGGUUGGAUUGAGACACUCCUCGAAGAAAGUUAUAACGAACGAAUGCAUCUCUUAACUUUCAUCAAGAUGUGCGAACCAGGCUGGUUUAUGAAGUUCCUACUGCUCGGUGCUCAAGGGGUUUAUUUUAACGGUCUUUUUAUAACCUACUUAAUAUCACCAAAGAUCACACAUCGAUUUGUGGGCUACCUAGAAGAAGAAGCCGUACACACGUAUACGCUAGCCAUCAAGCAAAUCGAAGACGGCCACCUUCCAAAAUGGUCCGACCCGAAUUUCGUCGUACCUGACAUCGCUGUGAAGUAUUGGCAUAUGCCAGAGGGGAAGCGGACAAUGAAGGAUCUUAUCUUAUAUAUCCGAGCAGACGAGGCAGGUCAUCGAGGCGUGAACCAUACCUUGGCAAAUUUGAAUCAGAAUGAUGAUCCCAACCCCUUCGUCAGCGAGUACAAAGGUAGUCGGAGCCCACCCCGACCUACCUUGAAGGCGGAAGGGUUUGAGCGGGAAGAGGUCCUCUAA
Molecule: messenger RNA, 1071 nt
Organism: Daldinia childiae
Lineage: Eukaryota; Fungi; Ascomycota; Sordariomycetes; Xylariales; Hypoxylaceae
Product: Alternative oxidase, mitochondrial
Exons: 4
Coding region: 1-1071 (356 amino acids)
Biological process (GO): alternative respiration
Cellular component (GO): mitochondrion
Molecular function (GO): alternative oxidase activity
Source: RefSeq, a predicted model, not a curated record